This is a messenger RNA of Culicoides brevitarsis, 1146 nucleotides long. Its product is annotated as ribonucleoside-diphosphate reductase small chain-like. Gene Ontology annotation, molecular function: oxidoreductase activity. Lineage: Eukaryota; Metazoa; Arthropoda; Insecta; Diptera; Ceratopogonidae. The record is from RefSeq and is a predicted model, not a curated record. Bases 1 to 1146 code for a protein of 381 amino acids. The transcript is spliced from 2 exons. Gene Ontology annotation, biological process: deoxyribonucleotide biosynthetic process.
AUGUCUGAGGAGAAAAACUUCGAAUAUCAGGACUUGAUUUUAGUUCCCAAAAAAGAAUUUUUAAAAUCAGAAGAAGUAAUUAUUGAAACGAAUGAAGAUUCGCCCUGUAUUUGGAAAGAAGUAGACGAAACUUUUUUUCCAUGCAAAGAACUCAUGAAUUUCUAUCACGAGCAGCAAAAAGUAAUGUGGAAUUUAGAAGAAGUUGAGCCAAAGCAAAUACAACAUGAAUUGGCGCAUUUUAGUGAAUUGCCUAUCGAAAUCAAAGCUAUUAUCCAGUCUAUUCUCUUAUUCUUUACACAAGCAGAUAAGUUAGUAAUCGAAAAUGUAAAUGAUUUGAUUAAUCAUGUUCCUUAUAAAGCAGCUACAUAUUUCUAUAACUUACAAAAUUCUGUAGAAAGCGGUGUUCAUGAUCGUUCUUAUGAAUUUCUCGCCAGAUAUUAUUAUAACAACGAUGAUCUUUAUAAAAAUGAUCUUAUUUUAUUAGACAGUAUUAUUCACGAGAGUAAUCCAGAAAGAUUGGCUAAGAACUUUGGUCCCGAUAAUCUCGAGUUCGAAUUCAGCAAGUAUCAAUGCAAGUAUUACGAUUUUAAAAAUGGAAUUGAAAAGAAAAUAUUUCAAGCCGUUGCUAAGAAAAUAAAUAUCAUGAACAAAUGUAAAAGAAGAACUAGCAUAGUUGAGAAAUUAGUCUCGUUUAUGGUUUUAGAAACUAUUGGUUUUAAUCCGAUUUUUGCAAUAAUCAAUAGCAUUAAAAAUAAUAACAAGGGAUUAUCAUUUUUAAGUACCGUUAAUGAUUUCGUAACUAUCGAUGAAAACAUUCAUGCUCGUUUCGGCAUUGAAUUAUACAUGAAUUAUUGCGAAUCCAAACUCCCAGUAGAAAGAGUGCAUGAAAUCAUUAAAGAGAUUGCCGAGAUUGAAAUCGACUUCCUCAAGAAUAUCUUCGAUCCAAAACUGAUUAUCAACUCGAUUGAUCUUGAUAAAUAUAUCACUUAUACCAAACAAAUUACUAAUACAUUAUCUAAAACAAUAACUAACGAGAUUUUAUACCAUGAUUUGCCGGAAUUACCCGUUGCAUUUGUAACUCCGCAAUUACAAGUUAAAACUAACUAUUUCGAACGCACUAUUAUGGGGAUUCACUAUAUUCUUUAA